UGCUGUGUACUGUGGGAGACCAGAUAUAGUGAAUGCAGGGUCCGGGGAGACCAGAUAUAGUGAAUGCAGGGUCCGGGGAGACCAGAUAGAGUGAAUGCAGGGUCCGGGGGAUAUAGUGAAUGCAGGGUCCGGGGAGACCAGAUAUAGUGAAUGCAGGGUCCUGGGAGACCAGAUAUAGUGAAUGCAGGGUCCGGGGAGACCGGAUAUAGUGAAUGCAGGGUCCGGGGAGACCAGAUAUAGUGAAUGCAGGGUCCGGGGAGACCAGAUAUAGUAAAUGCAGGGUCCUGGGAAACUGGAGUACCAGGAGGAAACCCACAGAGGGAGAACAUGCAAACUCCAGGCAGGUUGUG
Molecule: messenger RNA, 350 nt
Organism: Staurois parvus
Lineage: Eukaryota; Metazoa; Chordata; Amphibia; Anura; Ranidae
Source: the annotation of a GenBank genome assembly